Messenger RNA from Desarmillaria tabescens, 1091 nucleotides. Its product is annotated as aromatic compound dioxygenase. NCBI's taxonomy places the organism in Eukaryota, Fungi, Basidiomycota, Agaricomycetes, Agaricales, Physalacriaceae. The record is from RefSeq and is a predicted model, not a curated record. Gene Ontology annotation, molecular function: oxidoreductase activity, acting on single donors with incorporation of molecular oxygen, incorporation of two atoms of oxygen; iron ion binding. Bases 346 to 1014 code for a protein of 222 amino acids. The transcript is spliced from 10 exons.
CAGUCUACAUCUGUAUGCUCACGGGAUCGUGAUGGAUAAUUUACGGCUGCAUCUCAGGAUAUUUUCGGAUUGUUGACGUUGAAGGAUCGCGGCAUAUGCAGCGAAGAUGUCAAUGACUGAGCAAAAUCUUGGGGUUCCAGUGGUAAUACAGUUUUACAGGCAUCUCUUUUUCUGCCGUGAUUAUGCCGACUUCAACGACCGUGUCGCUAUUAAUAUCGUCUUGUCAUAGUCUUGCUGGCGCCGUGGAGCUGAUUUGGCGGUCCUGAAAAGUAUUAAAGAAGCCCACUUCACUGAAUCGCACCCCAACCCCAGUCCCUGAACAAAAAGUCCUCGAGUCACUAAAACAUGCAGUUCACAUCUUUCAUCUCCCUCGCUGUGCUCUCUGUCGGUCUUCUGAUCGGUCAGUGUGCAGCACUACCUACGUCAAGAUCGAGCGCUUCAUCUAACGCUUGUGUCUUGUCCCCCGAUGUUGCUCGAACUGACUACGUCGCCAACCCUCCUGUACGCCAGGACGUUACUGAUGGACAAGUUGGCAUCGCAUUCACGCUCGAUAUCACCGUUAUGGAUGUGACUACCUGCGAGCCUUUCUCCAAUGCAAUGGUUGAACUCUGGUCUCCCAACGCUCUGGGAGAAUACGGUAAUUUCCUUCGUGGAGCUUUCACUACGGCAUCAAACGGCGUUGCUGAAUUCCAGACUAUUUUCCCCGGGUAUACCUCAGAUGGCGCCAAUCAUAUGAAUAUUGCCGUCCACCAGACUUCGGACAUUUCUUCGCCAAUUGUGCACACUGGAGAGCUGUUUUUCACUGACCCCUGGACCAACAUCAUCGCCAUGUCGACCCCUUACAACCAAAACACCAAUACUCGCAUUAUGGACGCCCAGGAUCCAGACUACGCCACGGCUAACAGCAAUGGAAGCAAUGCCAUUAUCAGUGUUUUGUCCAUCCAAGAUGACUGGCCGGAAGGCAUUAUUGGAACAAUCACUGUCGGGGUUAACCCAUCCAAGCUUGCUGUCUAAGUAGUGUACAUAAUCCAAAACGAAUUUGUAAAAGUAAAUUGAAUUGAAAUUAACGCGACGCGUACUUGGCACAUGGC